Messenger RNA from Aspergillus heteromorphus CBS 117.55, 1174 nucleotides. RefSeq names its product putative SNF7 family protein (Cta1). Gene Ontology annotation, cellular component: multivesicular body. Bases 267 to 914 code for a protein of 215 amino acids. Gene Ontology annotation, biological process: vesicle budding from membrane; late endosome to vacuole transport via multivesicular body sorting pathway. The record is from RefSeq and is a predicted model, not a curated record. Lineage: Eukaryota; Fungi; Ascomycota; Eurotiomycetes; Eurotiales; Aspergillaceae. The transcript is spliced from 2 exons.
CACUCCCAGAUUCAUUUACCCUGAUCUGUAUUUGCGCGUGGUUGGAUUCCCGAGCAACAGCCCGGAUCUACUUCCUCCCUACUAUCUAUCACAAGGCGGCGAGGCAAGAGCAGCCAGCCAGUCAGUCAGUCGCGGCCGCUAAGCUAAGCCCAGCCCAUACUAGCGAUACAACAACCGUCCUUCUAUCUAAACUCCAGCUUGCCUUGCCACAACCCCCCUCUUUCCCUCCUCCCUCAUUCCCUCAAGAUCCAUACCCACAUCGCAUAAUGAACCGAUUAUUCGGGUCCAAGAACACGGCGCCCAAGCCGACGCUGGAUAGCGCGAUAUCCAACGUCGACAACCGCAUCGCCAGCAUCGACGUCAAGCUCGCAGCCCUAACCUCCGAACUGACGACCUACCAAACCAAGAUCUCCAAGAUGCGCGACGGACCGGGCAAAACCGCCCUCCGCCAGAAAGCCCUCAAAGUCCUCCAACGCCGCAAGCAGUACGAGUCGCAGCGCGACCAGCUGUCCCAGCAAUCCUGGAACAUGGAGCAGGCGGGGAUGAUGCAGGAUAACCUGAAGAACGUGAUGACGACGGUGGACGCGAUGAAGACGACGACCAAGACGCUCAAGAAACAGUACGGGCAGAUUGACAUCGACAAGAUCGAGCGCAUGCAGGACGAGAUGGCCGAUCUGAUGGACGUCGGCAACGAGAUCCAGGAGAGUAUCUCGCGCGCGUACGAUGUGCCGGAGGAUGUGGAUGAGGCGGAGCUGGAUGCCGAGCUCGAGGCCCUGGGCGAGGAGACGUACAUGGAGAGUGAGUUGGGCGGUGCCAUGCCGAGUUUCUUGCAGGAUGAGGUGGCGACGCCGAGUUUUAUUGAUGAGCCGCCUGAGCAGGUUAAGGUUAAGGAGCCGGCUGGGGGGUUGGGUUGAUUGAUUGAUUGUUACUUACUUACAUUUUCAUGGAGAUGAAGAUAUGGUUGGGAGUCGGCGAUUGCAUUGGGGUUACGUUACUAAGCCUUUGUUACUUUCUUUUUCUUCUGCGCGAAACAUAUUCAAGCAGUAAUAUUCUCUGUCCAUGGUGCAGGCUCUGCAGAUCCAUCUUGUCUUCCGUUUCUAUUUAGUGCCAGUAUGCCACUGUUUACUCGGUGGAUGAUGAAACGAUAGGGACCUCCCCCACCCUUCCAUUCGCC